ACUACGUCAUUGAUGCGGUGAAAAUGCAUUGGUCGACAGCGUAGCAGCUAAUUUUGUUUCUGUGUUAUCUGGAGCUUGUUGUGCCUAAGGAUCAAGAUUUUGGGAAACGUGUGUAUGUAUUGUGUACAACUCAAGUAUAGAGGUUUAAUUUGGGAUCUCUUUUAAAAAACAUGGGUAGUAUUGAGCACAUCAAAAGCACAGUACAGUUCGCAACCAUCAUGUAUAAGACAUUGGAAACCGACCACCUGAAGGAAAAUGUAAGGGUAGUGGAUUUUAGAAGUGACACAGUGUCAAAGCCAACAGAAAGGAUGCGACUAGCAAUGUACGAGGCAGAAGUGGGAGACGAUGUAAUGGGAGAAGACCCAACUGUUAAUGCGCUUGAAGAGUUAGGUGCAAAGAUGUUGGGUAAGGAGGCUAGCAUCUUUGUCACCAGUGGAACUAUGGGAAAUCUUAUCGCAACCAUGGUCCAUUGUGAUCGUCGAGGCUGUGAGAUCAUCGUAGGAGACAAGAGCCACAUGGUGUUGUGGGAACAGUCCGGCGCAGCUCAAGUAGCAGGAGUGCAAAUGACAACCGUCAAAAACUUGCCAGACGGGACGUGGGAUUUGGACGAGAUGCUGGACAAGAUAAGAGACGACUCCAAUGUGCACACUGCACAAACAUCCCUUAUCUGUUUGGAGAACACCCACAACUGGUGUGGAGGAAGGGCACUGCCGUUAGGUUGGGUGGAGAAGCUGGCCCAGAUCGCCCGAGAAGUAGGUAUACCGUUGCACUUGGAUGGUGCCAGAGUAUUUAACGCUGCAUUGUCUAGCGGGGUCAAUGUGGCGGAGCUGGUCAAGGACUUCUCCUCCGUCUCUGUUUGUCUCAGCAAAGGUCUUGGAGCUCCGGUUGGGUCCUUGUUGGUUGGAGAUAAACAGUUCAUAAACAGAGCUCGCCGCAUGAGGAAGGUGCUAGGCGGGGGCUGGAGACAAGCAGGGAUUAUAGCAGCAGCGGGGAUAUUUGCCCUAGAGCAUAUGGUAGAAAGGCUCGCAGAGGACCAUGCAGCAGCUAAGAUCAUAGCCCAAGCAAUUGCUGUGAUGGGUAGUAGUCUGGUAACACUUGACCCUGACCAAGUACAGUCCAACAUGUUGUUUGUGAGCCUCCCUACACCCCAUGUGACUGCAGCUGAUUUCUGUCAAAGACUGUACCAGGUAACAGAAGAAGAAGAAAAGUAUCUUGGCAGUGAAAACAGUUGUGUCAUCAAGCUAUUUAAAGUAUCAUCAACCCUGGUGAGGAUGGUGGUCUGCUGCAACAUCAGUGCUGACGACGUGCAGGCGGCAAUACGGAAGCUGCAAUAUGUUGUGAAGGAAUAUGAUUCUAAAGCAAACGUGUGAUUAAAUGUAGGAUUAGCAAAUGUUUGCUGUGUUAAUCAUUCAAAAAGUAUUUAACAUUUUCCAUUUUCGUUCCAUUCUCACUCAACCAAAGUGCAAUGAAGAGUACUAGAAAAGGUCUCUGUCAUAAUAAUUAUUUUAAAUAAUACCCAAUAUUGUUUUUUUAUAAUGUUUUGGUAUCAAAAUGCCUUCACACAUCUUGAAGUAUCAAUAACCUUUAGUCCUAUGCCUUGCUUAUGUUAAACCAUUAUCUUAUGCAUAUUUAGUUAUUUUGAGAUUUUAGCUUUAUAAGUAUAAUGAAUCCAUCUUAAUAAGAUGGCCUUUAAAAUGAAAAUGCCUUUAAAAUGAAUUAAUCUAAAUAUUUAUCAACAAAAAUGCUACCUGUGAUAGGAUUAUAAUUGUUACCAAGUAAAUGUUAGUCCACUAAAGUAUUUACAAGUGUAUGUAACUAUUAUUUAUUUAUGAAUAAUUAAUAAUUUUUUAACAGUAUUCUUAGUUUUCUUGCGUAUACCUACAGUGAAAUGUAAUUUUUUGUAUGAAAUAAAUAGAUAAGC
Messenger RNA from Macrosteles quadrilineatus (aster leafhopper), 1921 nucleotides. RefSeq names its product L-allo-threonine aldolase-like. Gene Ontology annotation, cellular component: cytosol. NCBI's taxonomy places the organism in Eukaryota, Metazoa, Arthropoda, Insecta, Hemiptera, Cicadellidae. Bases 171 to 1370 code for a protein of 399 amino acids. The transcript is spliced from 10 exons. Gene Ontology annotation, molecular function: L-allo-threonine aldolase activity. Gene Ontology annotation, biological process: L-threonine catabolic process; glycine biosynthetic process. The record is from RefSeq and is a predicted model, not a curated record.